CUAGUGUUGUUGAAGCAAGCAGUCAUGAGAUUACCAGCAAUGAGAAAUCACGUAGUGCCCGCCAUAGACUUAUGUUUAUUAAUAUCGUUCGCUCAGUGUGUCCCAGAUGAAUCGGAUGAAUUGAUAAAAAAGUAUAAACUUCAGUGCAUUGACGAAACAAAAGCGGACCCGGAACUGGUGAUCAUGUUAAAAGCAGGAAAUUGGAAAGUAAAUGAUAUUCCUCUGAAAAAAUGGGCCCUUUGCGUUCUUGUCCGAGCCGGGAUCAUGUCACCUGAGGGAGUGUUCAGAAUUGACGAGGCACUUGAUACCGUGCCUGAUAAAGAUCAAGAUUAUGUGAUGAGUCGAAUAGACAGUUGUCUACCUCAAAAAGAGUUUGUGCCUUACGAGAUCGCGUGGCAUUAUUUAAAAUGUUACAACAAAAAGAAGCCCAAGCAUUUUAUACUUGUGUGAGAAUCUUUUAAACUGCACGUCCAAUUAACCGCAAUAGCAUGUAGAUGCGCUCGCAUUUAAGUAGAUAGAUUAUUGGAAGUAUUUUAAGGUCCAAGUCGGCAAUCUGUUAUUCUCUAAUAUUGUUAUAUGAUAUACCUUAAUAAAUCCAGCUGCUACGCAACAGGCUUCAAAUGACAAAACUGUCCGGAAAUACGGAAUAGCGUUAUAAUAUUUUAUUUUAUUGCAAUUAUCGCAUUUGCAAAGAAAAAAAAUGCGUACAGCAAAGUUCGAUAUUUAAAAUAAAUGUACUUUUACCAAUUCGCAAACACGAGAUUGCCAACUUUGAUUUUAAUUGGACAUUAUUAGUUAGUACCUAUGUGCUUAUAAGCUAGACAAACAAAUGUAAAGGCUCGCCAACGCAUUAUUCUCUGACGUAUAUUUUUGAGCCUCAUACACUACUACUUUUUGCAAUUGUUACUGGCAACAAAUUUAUUUUUAUUCUUGUUUGCGAAUCCAACAGUAUCGCUAUAACUGCUAUUUAUAUCGAUUCAGUCGUUAUACAGCAUCGAUGAUGUACAAGUAUCGCGUUUGCAUCGAUGCAGGCGCGCACGAGUAGUAAUGCAGACGCGGUGUUAUAGUAACAUACAUACAUAAA
Molecule: messenger RNA, 1084 nt
Organism: Pectinophora gossypiella (pink bollworm)
Lineage: Eukaryota; Metazoa; Arthropoda; Insecta; Lepidoptera; Gelechiidae
Exons: 4
Coding region: 25-450 (141 amino acids)
Molecular function (GO): odorant binding
Source: RefSeq, a predicted model, not a curated record